Strongylocentrotus purpuratus (purple sea urchin) is the source of this 931-nucleotide messenger RNA. RefSeq lists its product as uncharacterized. The record is from RefSeq and is a predicted model, not a curated record. The transcript is spliced from 6 exons. Lineage: Eukaryota; Metazoa; Echinodermata; Echinoidea; Camarodonta; Strongylocentrotidae. Bases 44 to 841 code for a protein of 265 amino acids.
AACGGAUGAUGGAGAGAAGGAUGAGACUGACACUCAUUCACAGAUGCGAAACGGGAGGAAUGAGCGGGAUCGUAGAUUCAGUCGAGCAGUCAUCCCACGGAUCCCUUCACAAGUCGCCAAGGUAACGCCUCAGCGACUUAUCGCAUGCGAGAAGCGGGGUGACGUCAUCAUGGAAGAUGCCAUUGGAGGCGAUGGGGGUGGCGGUACUGAGAUCAGAGUUGAGGGAUGGGACCAUAGCUUUAAUGAGUUCGUCAUCGAACAGGCACAAGCCAGCAGUAUACUCGUUCUGGAAAAUGCGAAGCUGAGAAAAGAACUGCAUGAAGCCAAGACCGAAGUUGCCACACUGAAUAAAGAACUCUCAAUGAAUGAGGUAGAUCACAACGACGCCGAGGUGCAGACAAUGCUCUGCUCUCAUGCCCUUGGUGAUCAUUUCUACCUCGGCCACGGGUUCAACGAACUUGCAUCAGAUGAUGAGGACACCGAUUACUUGACGACUUACAGUAAUUCAUCCCCCGACAGACGUUAUUCCACACAAGCGAACCGAUCGGACGGUUUCAUGGAGGGAACACGCGGCGCCGAGGUUUACUUCUGUACGCCUGGUUCGAACAUCUCUACUCCCAGGACCCUGGGUCGAGCAUCCACCGUCUCGUCCUCGGGAGGUGGCCUUAUCCGAAGAAAACUGGAGCUACCCAAGUCACUAAAAAAUGGCGGAGGCUACCUCAGCAUCACCAGCUACGAGGCUUUGACAUCCGACGACGACGAGAGUUCAACGAUCUCUCCGGGAUGCUGUCCCUUUGCCUGCUUUAGUUGUCUUGGUAGACGAAAGUCCCCACAGAAGUAAAUCCGAUACUGUUGAAACUGUCCAGUAUGACAGCAAUGGAAUAACUUUGUAACUCUUUAUACGCUUUGGAUCGAACCUAAGACUGUAACG